Messenger RNA from Paramecium tetraurelia, 1338 nucleotides. RefSeq lists its product as uncharacterized. The record is from RefSeq and is a predicted model, not a curated record. The transcript has 3 exons. NCBI's taxonomy places the organism in Eukaryota, Ciliophora, Oligohymenophorea, Peniculida, Parameciidae.
AUGAUUAUUUUUGUUUACUACAACAACAAAAAGAUCAAGAUUGUUUUAUCUUAACCUACUUUAUAGUUGCUCUACAAACUCGUCUAAGAUAAUUUAAAAUUACCAUUUGACUUUGAACUGAGAGACAAAAUGAAUAAAAUUGUAUUUGAUUUAUAUGAUGGAUUAGAAUUGAACGUGUCAGAAGUCUCUACAAUAAAUUAAUAAAUCAAAUCUAAAACAGUUAAUGAUUAAUAGUCCUUUAGGUUAGGUAGAGAAAGAAUUCAUUCAUUAAAUUUAUUAAGUUCACAAAAGAAGUCUUACUCAGAUUUUUCUUCACCCAACGAUUAAACUCAAAUUUAAUAAAAUAAACGGGAGUAAAUAAUAUAAAAAAUGAUGGAGGAUAAAUUGUAUCGAGAAGAACAACAGAAAUUAAACCAUGAUGGGAAUAAGUUGAUUAAGUAAAUAUAGAAAAGAAUAAAGUUGAGGGAAUAAGUUAUUAAAUUGAAAGAUGAGGCUCUAAAUCUUUCAGAACUAGAGAAAAAGAAAGUAAUCUUAGCAUAGAAGAGAGAACUAAGUUAACCAAUAAGAUUAGAUAUGUUGGCAGAGCAUUAAAAACGAUAUGAAGAAGAGAAAUUCUAAAAAUUGAAAUAAAGACAACAAUAAAAGCAAGAACAAGAAGAAGAGUUCAAAAUGAAAUUAAUUAAGUUCCCAAAAAGUUCAACUCUUGUUCGUCUUGAAGAGGAAUAAGCCAAAUUAAAGCUUUCUCAAUAAUAAGCAGGAGAACAAAAAAAAAUAUUGAAAUAAAAACAAUAAAGAUAUGGAGAAUCUGUAAAGGAUAGUUUCCUUAAAGAUAUUGCUCGACAUUCCAUAUCACCAAUUAAACCAACAUAAGAACAGAAUAGCAUUUAGAAGAAUCAAUUGGACAUUGCAAAAUAAAAUAUAAAGAAAUUAUAAAGUUUAUUGGGAGAAAGGAAAGUGGAUAAAAUCUUGAUACUCCCUGAGAGAAGAAGUGUGAAUGAUAUUAGGUAAAGAGGAUAAAACUCUUUGAUUGAAAUGAAAAAAAGUGAUAAAAUUGAACAUGUAGAAAAACCAUAUACAACAGAUCAUAAAAAUUUAAUAUCCAAGAGAAAAUUGUUAAAAUCAGGACUCAACUCUGCUAACUUUCCUUCAUCCUUGAAUGAUAAUAAGCCAAUACACUUUGAAGAAAAGUAUUAAACUGUCUUGAAAUCCAUAAUGGAAUUAGAAAAAAAAUGUAAGGAAAGAGAAAUACGAUUUAUGCUCAAUAAAUAGCAAUAAUUAGAAGAGGAAGAAAAUGAAAAGUAUAUUGAAAAAUUAAGAUAAAAAUUAGCUUUGAUUUGA